Elaeis guineensis (African oil palm) is the source of this 4207-nucleotide messenger RNA. RefSeq lists its product as uncharacterized. The record is from RefSeq and is a predicted model, not a curated record. Gene Ontology annotation, biological process: protein import into nucleus. Lineage: Eukaryota; Viridiplantae; Streptophyta; Magnoliopsida; Arecales; Arecaceae. Gene Ontology annotation, cellular component: cytoplasm.
UAGAGAGAGAAGGGGGCAUCAAUCUAACCCUUGGAUUUCCCGGAGCCAUCAUCCCAGUCCCAUCCCACCGUCUCUCCUUUUUUUCUCUCCUUUCCCCACCCUCCUCCGCCCUCCCAAUUUCUUCCCUCCAGUUGCCGUCUUCCCCAGCCGUCGGAUCCCCCACCCGAGGUGGGAGGGAGUUCGUUGGUACGGCCCUCCGCCAGUGCUACCCCUCUCGCUUUCUGACAGGACGUACGGGAGCUUGGUGCUCCCCUCUCUUCCCUCAGCCCCUCCCUAUCUUCCCCUCCUCUCCCCUCCCAGUCGUCUCUGCCUGCCGUUGUAUAUUGUUCCUUCUCCGCCCAUAUUGGCCUGUCUCUCCACUGAGGGGGAGGGGAGGAAGAGGAAAAAGGAGGAGCGGAGGACGGGACAGAUAGAGGAGGAGGUGGAGGAGGAGGACGACACAUUAUCAUCCAUUAGGGCCCGUGUCGAGGGCUGAAGGGAAGAACUGGGGAGAUAAUGAUGAUGAACGAGCUCCAGAUCAAGGUGGCCCAGGCGGUGCAUGUCCUGAACCACGACGCCCAGUCCUGCAACCGUGUCGCCGCCAACCAGUGGCUGGUCCAGUUCCAGCAGACCGACGCCGCCUGGGAGGUCGCCACCUCCCUCCUCACCUCCCCCGACCGCCUCCUCCCUCCCCUCCCCCUCAGCUUCGAGGUUGAAUUCUUCGCCGCCCAGAUCCUCCGCCGCAAGAUCCAGAACGAGGGAUACUACCUGCAGGUGGGAGCCAAAGACGCCUUGCUCAAUGCUCUUCUCCUCGCUGCCCAGCGCUUCAGCUUGGGCCCGCCCCAGCUAUUGACCCAGAUAUGUCUAGCGCUUUCAGCGCUGGUGCUGCGCGCGGUCGAGCACAAGAAGCCCAUUGAGCAGCUGUUCGCCAGCCUUCAGAAGCUGCAGAGCCAGGAGAAUGGGAAUGUUGCUGUUCUGGAGAUGCUGACGGUCCUUCCAGAAGAGGUCGCUGAGGACCAGAACGGAGACAGAAAUAUUGAUGCAGCAAGUAGAUGUCAGUUCACACGAGAGCUCCUGUCUCACACCUCCACUGUGCUUGAGUUCCUCCUCCUCCAAUCGGAGCAGAGGCUUGAUGAUGGUAUUCAAUUUCGGGAAAGAAAUCGGAAGAUAUUGCGGUGUCUGCUGAGUUGGGUCCGUGUGGGAUGCUUUUCGGAGAUUCCACAUGCUUCCCUGCCGACACAUCCACUUCUUAACUUUGUUUUCAAAUCCUUACAGGUUUCAUCCUCAUUUGAUGUGGCCAUCGAGGUUCUCAUUGAGCUUGUUAGUCGGUAUGAGGGUUUACCACAGGUGUUAUUGUUUAGAAUACAGUAUCUUAAAGAAAUACUGCUUCUGCCAGCACUUCUUAAUAGAGAUGAAAAAGUAAUUGGUGGACUUGCAGGCUUGCUGUCAGAAAUCGGGCAGGCAGCACCAGCUUUGAUUGCAGAAGCAAGUACAGAAGCACUCCUGCUUGCAGAUGCACUUUUGAGGUGGUAUCUGAAUCUGAUAUUUCAAUGCUUGUGCAAAUGUUCCAUCUAUAGUUCUUCUAACAUACUGGAAGAGGCUUUCUUUCCCUUUAAAGUUCUUGAUUUACCUUUGUUUUACCAUGAUGUGAAAGUUGGUCUAGGUUACCAUGAUUGGCCAUUCUUCAUAAUUAGUAUGUGCUUAUUAUAUGACAGAUGCGUUGCUUUUCGGAGUGAAGAUUGGGAGAUUGCAGAUUCAACCUUACAAUUUUGGUGCAGUUUAGCAACUUAUCUUCUUGGUGUAGAAGUUGGAAAGGCAAAUAAGAAAACCAUUGAAGAAACAUUUUCCCCUGUUUUCUCAGCUUUACUAGAUGCACUUUUAUUACGUGCUCAGGUUGAUGAUCCUGGAUUUGAUGGCAAUAAUGGAGCACUAAACAUACCUGAUGGACUUGCGCAGUUUAGGAUGAAUUUGGAGGAGCUUUUGGUAGAUAUAUGUCAGCUCUUAGGGUCUGCUACAUUUGUGCAGAAGCUUUUUUGCGGUGGAUGGACUUCUGCAGAUUCAUUAAUUCCUUGGGUAGAGGUGGAAACUAGAAUGUUUGCACUCACUAUGGUUGCAGAGACGGUUUUAAAAGAUGGAAAUCCUUUCAAUUUCUCCGUGAUUAUGCGGGUGGUGACAAUUCUGUCAAGUAAAGCACCUGAUGAGCGAAAGGGCUUCUUGUCCAUCGUCUACAAAUCUAUUGCUGAUGUUGUUGGGUCUUAUUCUAAGUGGAUAUCAUCUUUUCCGAGUAACAUUAGGCCAUUACUUCUAUUCUGUGCCUCAGGGAUUACAGACUCAAUAUCCUCAAGUGCUUGCUCUUCAGCCUUACGUAAGCUUUGUGAAGAUGCUUCCUCGGUGAUUCAUGAAGCUCAGAAUAUGGAAAUACUUAUCUGGCUUGGGGAGGGCUUGGAGAAAGGGAAUCUGCCAGUAGAAGAAGAGGAAGAGAUUGUUAGUGCAAUUACUCUCACUCUUAAUUCUAUUCCGAACAAAGAAUUGAAGAAGAGUUCAUUAGCAAGGUUGCUUUCAUCUAGCUAUGGAGCCAUUGAAAAACUUAUAGAGCAAGAUAAUGAGCAUUCUUUGAAGCAAAACCCAGCUGCUUAUACACAAGCCUUGAACUCAGCUGCCAGGGGUUUGUACAGGAUGGGAGCUGUAUUUGGUCAUCUAGCAACUCCUAUCUCAACUGAUCAGCUUGAGGAAGAUACAAUUUUGGUUCUUCUCGGACUAUUCUGGCCUCUCCUUGAGAAACUUUUUAGGUCUGCUCAUAUGGAAAAUGGUAGUUUAUCUGCAGCUGCAUGUCGCUCUCUUUCUUUGGCUGUACAUUCUUCAGGACAACACUUCUUAAUGUUGUUGCCUAAAGUUCUGGACUGUUUAUCUACAAAUUUUCUGUUAUUUCAGAGCCAUGAUUGCUAUCUAAGAACAGCUGCCGUUAUGAUUGAAGAAUUUGGUCACCGAGAAGAAUAUGGACCUUUAUGCAUUAGCACAUUUGAGAGAUUUACCUCAGCAGCUUCAGUAACAGCUCUUAAUUCUUCUUACAUAUGUGAUCAAGAACCUGAUUUGGUGGAAGCCUUUACUAAUUUCACAUCUGCGUUUGUUCGCUGUUGUUCUAAGGAUGUUGUUGCUGCAUCUGGCUCACUGCUCGAGAUAUCAGUUCAAAAAGCAGCCAUAUGCUGUACAGCAAUGCAUCGUGGAGCAGCACUUGCAGCAAUGUCAUAUAUGUCUUGUUUUCUAGAGGUCAGCCUGAUCUCUGUGUUGGAGUCCUUGGCUUGUAUAACAGAAGGAUCAUUAAGUGCAGUGGUAAUUCAUGUUUUGUCACGCAGCGGUGAAGGACUCAUAUCUAAUGUGGUAUAUGCCCUCCUUGGUGUAUCGGCUAUGUCAAGGGUGCACAAAUCUGCAACAAUCUUACAGCAAUUAGCAGCAUUGUGCAGUUUAUGUGAAAGAACAACCUGGAAUGCAGUUCUUUGUUGGGAUUCUCUCUGUGGAUGGCUGCAAUCGACGGUUCAAUCUUUGCCAUCAGAGUAUUUAAAGCAAGGCGAAGCAGAAACUAUGGUACCACUGUGGCUGGAGGCCCUUGCAAGUGCAGCCUCAGAUUACCUUGACAGCAAGAGCUCUGAUGCCAACAGAAGUGACCAUGUGCACAUGCAAGGGAAAGGAGGGCGGACACUUAAGCGUAUCAUAAGAGAUUUUGCCGACUCCCACCGCAAUGUUCCAAAUCCCACAUGAUGCACCACCAAAAUUACCUUGCAUUCUGACUUUCAAAUUCGCAGAAACUCCUCAGUUGCUGACAAAUGUAACGUGAAUUGUACAUCGGAGGCCAACUUUACAGCUUGGUGUUGGAAUUCAGCCACUGGUUUCUGUUAGGCUUUUUGUAAUCAAAUUGUAUACAGUGAUUCAAGUUUCCCAAUUUUGUUGUGGCCCCCUUUAUAGCAAAGGCAAGUCACAUUUGCUGUAAUUUGAAUGCGACUGUUUGAGCUGGCAGUUUCAUACUUGUAUAUAGUCUGCUGUGCUCUGCACAGCCAGAGCGCAGGUUAUAAAGGUGGCAAUAUCAUUCCCAAUUGGCUAGAGUCUGAGAAUUAAAGAAUGAUGAAGAUUUCCAGAAAGUCGAUACAUUGUAAAGAAGGGUGCAAUUGAUUUCAACAUGAAUGUUAUUGAUUUUUCCAGUAAAUUAUGAGGUAACAUGCUACCUUUUAUGGAA